Necator americanus (New World hookworm) is the source of this 4017-nucleotide messenger RNA. RefSeq lists its product as uncharacterized. Gene Ontology annotation, molecular function: protein tyrosine phosphatase activity; protein binding. The record is from RefSeq and is a predicted model, not a curated record. Gene Ontology annotation, biological process: protein dephosphorylation. The transcript has 35 exons. NCBI's taxonomy places the organism in Eukaryota, Metazoa, Nematoda, Chromadorea, Rhabditida, Ancylostomatidae. Bases 1 to 4017 code for a protein of 1338 amino acids.
AUGGUGAUUACUAGUAAAGUGUUGACUUUGGCAUUUGCCAUUGUCCUACAUGGUGCCGACUCACAAGCUGUACAAGACGCUCAAUCUGACAGAUCGACGGCUGAGGAUGAGUUGGAUAAAUCACAAUUUGUGGUGAAAAAGGACACACGACUACCACAUUCACAGUUGACAGUUGAAUUACCACGACAUCAUCCCUCAUAUGAUCAGUUCAUCGCAAAAGUCGUGGACAUCUCCACAGGAAUAGAUCCUUCAAUACGAGAUGUGAAUCGGACAUUUCUGGAGUCUACCGAUGGAACGGGAAUGAUUCGAAUCCAUACGCUACAUCCUGGUCACAAGUACAGUGUGGCCGUAAUUGGCCGACAAGGUGAGAGUUCGUCGUUAAUCAAGGAAGAAGCUGUGACCAUGGAUCCACGGACACCACAUUUUUCAACGGAAAAUAUCGAGAUCACUAUGAAUAAUAUGACAUUGAAAGCGGAAAAACCCGAGAAAAACGUGCAGGACUCAUUCCUGGUCGAAUACCGUCAACUGGAACCUGAACAACGAUAUCCAGUGUUGGAGGUGUUAGAUAUUCCGGAAGAAAGAAAACUGGAAGUUUACCUUGGUAACCUAAAUCCUGGCCGAGAUUAUCAUGUGCAAGUGAUUGCGGUGAAGUCUGGAUUGAAGAGUAAACCAUGGUCAACAACUUUAUCCACAAUGCCAAGCGCAGUAUCAACGUUGACAGUAUCCGAAAAUGACACCACAUGCUUGACGGUCGAGUGGGACCUGCCCUCAAGUAGCGGUGCUGACUCGUUCAUACUUCGUUACGCUCAGCUUCACAUAGGCGCGAAAAAUACGGUUACAUUGUCGGAGAAGGAUCGCUCGAUCCAUCUUUGUAACGGGAUCUCACCAGGAACCGUUUACACUAUCUCAUUAGCGGCAAAGAAGCGAAAUAUCGUUUCCGAGGAGAAGUCAGUGACCUACGCCGUACGUCCGUUGAUGCCUGUUGGAUUUAAGGUUUUCCCGGAUAUCACCAAGGGAAAGUACCGUUUAACCGCUGAACUGUCCGCCGAAUCGAAAUACGAUGGAUGUCAUGUUACGGUCGUCAGUGAAACUUUGGAAAAAGUCGAAGCAGAUGGGGAAUUGAGUGAUGAUAGUGAAAAUAAGAGCUGUUCCGUACUUCUCUCACUAAUUCCUGGAGAACGAUUCGAGUUCACAAUUUCAACAAUUUCGAACAAUGUCAGUAGCUCAAAACUUCAUCGAAGUGUCGUGCUUUCUCCAGCAUUCGACAUGUCUGGAUUCGGACUUCAUUUGCAGGAGUCAAAAAACGGGAUUGAACUCACUUGGCCUCAAAGUGAUGUCUUUAUGUCAAGGAUGAAAGACAUUUGGAACAAGGUUGUGGGACUUGAGUCAAAACUUGAAAUGCGUCUUAUUCCCACAAAUGCGGUUGGGAAUGGAAAUCGACUGAGCGGUGACCCAUUCCAUGCCACACCGCUCGUCUUCGGUGCGCUGACAAAAGGAUCUUGCUAUAAGAUUCAAAUUUUCACCGUCACCAAGUCUGGAAUUGUGUCCGAGACAAGAUUCAAUGAGCAUUUCCGCCUGUCCGCUCCACCGGUGAACGUAUCUGUUCAUGGGAUCACACGAACCUCGGCUACACUUCAUAGUUCCUUCAUAUCCGCGGAAGAAGCUGAUGGUGAAUGUUUUUUAAAUGUUGUGGUGUUGGAUAUGCAUUCGCAUGUGGUUCUGGAUAAAACUCUGCGUACACGCUCGAAGUCGUUACCGAGUAUAGAGUUGAAUGGGCUGCGUCCUUUCCAUAAGUACACCGUAAACAGUAAGGUCACGUGCCCUUCCGGUCCGGCUGACUGCUUACCGGCUUCACGAUCUAUGCGGCAGUUGACAUUCUCCACGAUGCAGGAUCGGCCAGGACCUGUUCUUUCGCUUACGGUUCGUCCACUUAAUCCGUACUCUGUCCAGUUAAGUUGGCUCCCUCCGGCUUUACCGAACGGAAUUUUGACCCACUACAUCGUCGACGUACAACCAGAGACCGAUUCCACAACUCCACGAUCGUUGAACGUGGGAGUAGGUACGGAUCGAGCGGAUCAUUUUGUGGAGACUGUUAUUGACGGACUUUCUGGAGGAGAACGGUAUAAUUUUGUGGUACGUGCAGUGACGGAAGCCGGAUCUGGUGAUCUGCCAGCAAAUCCUCCAGAUCCCGUCCUAAUGCCGAUUAUGGCUCCUCCACGAACAAAUUUGGUCCCCAGUGUUGCUAUGGAAUCCAUCACCAGCCAUUCUCUAACAGUGAAAUACUCUUCGGCAAUGUUCAAUCCAAAACAUGGGAAAAUUUCCAAAUAUGCCUUGUUGGUUGCUGAAGUGACUGAGGAUGGUCAGGUCAGUGAAACGUGGAUGAAUUCGGAAAAUGUCACUUAUACAUGGAUGCAAGUGCAACGAUUUGAUGUCUGGCCUUUGUACACGGCCGUCGUGGACGAGUCAUCUCCUAGCUCCCAGUCAUCCGGUAUCCAUAGUCAGUCCGUUGGUGUCGAUCAAACUUGUGAAGAUCUUCCGGCUGAUACGGUGUGUAAUGGUCCGUUGAAAUCUGGGACAAAUUAUAAAUUUAAGCUACGUCUGUUCACCGCGCCAAAUCUCUUCUCGGACACGAAUUUCAGCGACGUUGUCAGCACAGAUCCAUCCCCUCGUGGAACAACAUUAAAACUUGCCGUACUUGUGCUUGUUGUGGCCGUUCUAUUCGGUGUACUUGGUGUUCUAUUCACCACCUACUGGAAUCGAUCCAAGAAGGCCAGAGCCGCGUACGCUUCAUCAAAAGAAUCGCAGUGGGCUGCACUCAAAAUGAUAAUGGCGGAGCGAGCAGCCGACUGUCUAGCAAAGCUGGGACUCGAUGGUUCCAUGCAUAACGGUAGCCUUUCAGCUGAACCCGGUCACCUACAAGCCUCAUUCGGACAUCAUCGAAGAUGUCGAAGUUUGAGGGAAAGAACAGGCGUUGAUCAUCGUCUCGAACGUCUUCCCAGCGGUCCCAUUCAUAAAACUCCACUCUAUACUGUAAUGACGGGUGUUAACACAAAUAAAAGUCGACCGGUAAAAAUCGAGGAUUUCGGGGAACACGUACGAAUGAUGGCGGCUGAUUCGGAUUUCCGGUUCUCGGAAGAGUACGAGAUUCUGAGAAACGUUGGAUGUGGACAAUCGUAUAACGCGGCCGAACUUCCUACAAAUAAGCCUAAAAAUAGAUUCACCAACAUUCUUCCUUACGAUCAUUCCCGUGUAAGAUUGACGCAAAUUUCCGACCAGGAAGGCGCUGACUACGUGAACGCCAACUAUAUACCGGGAUUCUCAUCACGACGGGAAUUUAUCGCUGCGCAGGGACCGCUGCCGACGACAAGGGAUUCUUUUUGGCAGAUGGCAUGGGAACAAGGCUGUCCGGCUAUAAUAGCGUUGACGAAAUGUGUGGAGAAAGGACGCGACAAAUGUCAUCAGUAUUGGCCCGACAAUGAACAUUCCAGUGUUGUUUACGCUGAUAUUGAAGUUACGGUACUAAGCGAAUCUCCUUUCGAUGAUUUUAUUGUGAGAGAACUUCGUAUGAAAAAACUUCACGAAUCAACACCACCAAGAAUUAUACGACAUUUUCAUUAUAUGGCAUGGCCAGAUUUUGGUGUACCUGAUCAUCCGGAAGGGAUUAUUAGAUUCGCAUUGAAGUAUCGUUCAAGAAUACCUCAUUCAUCUCAAAACCGGCCCACCAUUGUACAUUGCAGCGCUGGUGUCGGAAGAUCGGGUACAUUCAUCGCUAUUGAUCGUCUACUUCAAACGAUACAAAUCGAUCGACCGAUCGAUGUGUUUGGAAUUGUACAUGAAAUGCGAUUAGAACGAUGUCAUAUGGUUCAAAAUGAGCAACAAUAUAUCUUCAUUCAUCAUUGUAUUCUUCACGCUAUUGAAACGAGAGCUACGGAUCGCUCAAAUGCCGCAACCAGUGGUGAAUUGCAUCAGAAUCCAGUGUUCGAGGACGACGACACCAUAGCGGAGUCGGACUUCUAG